CGAAUGUAUACCAUGUGCAUUUAAAUCGUACGUUCCAAAUCUCGAUAAUCUGACAGAAUUAUGUUCAGUGUAGUAAGUGAUAAAAUACCUCAGAUUGUUUUCGCGUUAUUAGCGUCUCUGGGAGCGUUCGUCAUCGGCACAGUGCUCGGAUGGUCCUCGCCAACACUGACAAUGUUUGAGAAUGGGACCGCUGUUAGCUUCGAAGUGUCGGCCAUGGCCGCGGCGACCGCGUGCUCGCUGUUCGGCGUGGGCGCCGUGAUCGGUGCCGUUCCGGCUGGUGCCGUGUCGUCAGUAUUCGGCCGGCGCGUGUCGCUCAUCGUCAGCGAGGCCCACGUGGUCUUCGGGUGGCUGAUGAUCGCGUUUCCGAAGGCCGCACGGAUGCUGUACGUGGGCCGGAUAUUGCAGGGCGUAGGGUGCGGUGCCAUGUGCACCAUAAUACCCAUGUACAUCGGCGAGAUAGCCGAACCCGAAAUCAGAGGAUUUCUCGGUGGAUUAUACCAGUUGUUCGUCGUGUCCGGCAUCCUGUACUCGUACGUGCUCGGCAACUUUUUAAAUUACACGCAACUCAACUUGGCGUGUGGCUUGUGGAUGGCGGUCCACAUACUGGGAGUGCUGUACAUACCGGAAUCGCCGUAUUUUCUGAUUCAAGAAAACAGAAGAGUCGACGCCGAAGAGGCUAUAGCCCGGAUUCGGGACCCCAGUCACAACUGCAAGACCGAGCUCGAUGAGAUACAGAAAUUCGUCGAAGAAGAGCAAAAGAACAGUUACACUGCGCGUGAAGUGCUCGAGAGGGACGUGAACCGAAGGGCUCUGACGAUCGGCAUCGGUUGCAUGUUCUUCCAGCAGAUGACCGGCAUUAAUGCCAUCAUAUUCUAUAUGAAACACGUGUUCGAGAUUUCGGGAAGCGACAUCAGUCCCGAAGUGUGCACUACCGUCGUCGGCACGAUACAGGUGGCCAUGACAUUCGUCUCUAUGAUGAUAACGGACAAGUUUGGCAGACGUUCUUUAAUGGUGUACACGAUGACUUUGAUGGGCAUCUGUUUACUGGCGCUGUCAUACUAUUUUUUUUCAAAAAAAUACAACCCCCACGUUGCCGAAACACUGGACUGGUUACCACUCGUGGCCAUAGUGGUGUAUAUAUCUAUGUUUUCGAUCGGUUGCGGUCCCAUACCGUACAUAAUCAUCGGGGAAAUAUUCUCAUCAGAACUCAAGUCGAUGGGCACGGGAAUGUCAAUAGCCACCAAUUGGAUAUUGGUGUGGCUUGUAACAUGUCUGGCUGAACCUAUGGACAAAUUCAUCGGGCCUAGUGGUACGUUUUUCGUGUACUCCGGGUUCUGCUUUAUGGGCAUGUUGUUCGUCGUAAAUUGUGUACCAGAAACCAAAAAUCGAUCUCUAGCUGUGAUUCAAUCGGACCUCGAAAAGAAAUAACAAAUCGUAUUCCAUUUCACCGGUGUAAAACUGUUUAGGCUGCUUUACAUGUAAUUGUUAUCAAAAUUAAAUGMGGUCUGGAGAUAAGUAUAAUUAUUACAUGAUACAUGUACGAUUAUAUUAAUAC
Messenger RNA from Diuraphis noxia (Russian wheat aphid), 1555 nucleotides. Its product is annotated as facilitated trehalose transporter Tret1-like. Gene Ontology annotation, biological process: carbohydrate transport; transmembrane transport. Lineage: Eukaryota; Metazoa; Arthropoda; Insecta; Hemiptera; Aphididae. The record is from RefSeq and is a predicted model, not a curated record. Gene Ontology annotation, cellular component: membrane. Gene Ontology annotation, molecular function: sugar transmembrane transporter activity.